AUGCCAGAGUGGGGCGUAGAACUCCGCGGCAUUAGGGCUACUGCAGCUGCGGUUCGGUGCCGUCAUGAACUCACGCAGACUGAAGUAGACACGUUCAUCAAGCACAUCGAUCACGACGACGUCCUGUUGGCGUAUGCAGCCAAAGAAGAGCUGCGGAAGGUCCUCGUGGACGGCGGCAUCGUCGAGACGCAAUGCGUGACUCGUGUCAUCAUCGCUCUUUCGACGAUACCAGCGACGGGGUGGGGACGAGAGGCCAGCGGGUUCCGCUUCCAGUUGCUGCGGCAGCUCCUGACUGUGCAAACUGUGGAGCUGUUGGGAGAAGACGACCGAGACAAUCAGUCAGAAUGUGGCCUGGCGUUCCCGUAUCGACAGGCAGUUGCAGCCACGAUACGACAGGUGGGGGCCAUGGUGCGCAGUGUCUUCUUGCCAGUCGACGGCUCCGGAGAAGGUCUCGAGGUCACGCGAGCAACAGCCGCUCCGGACUCGGUGCAGUACGAGGCGCUUGCGCUGAUGAGCGACAUCGUCAAACGCGUCUGCCACUUGGAGAGCACCGAUCACUUUCGAGUCGCACUGGGCAAAGUCGUGAUAGCACUCGUCGACGACGUUUGCAUGGCAAUGGACUACGCGAGUCAACCGACUUUUGUAUCCUGUGCAGUCUUGAAGCUGCUCGGCGAUUUUCAAGCGCUCGCGACUUCGUGGCUUGGCCUAGAACAGGAAGAUGACGGUGGCAAACGGGACGCGAGCGGUCUCGAAGCUGUGUAUGCGCAGUGGCUUGAGACGUGUCUAGCGUGGUCGGUGCAGUCGGCCUGCACGUCCACGGCACUGCAGCUGCUCCAUGCAGACGAAAGCCAAACAGUGAGCGGCCAAACGGCAUUCGUUGCAAGCUCGGGACGGUACCCCUUUCUGCAGCAAUGGCUUCUUUGCGUAAGUCGAGUGGGAGCUGCAUGGAUGGAAGAGUCGCUGCGGAGACGGUGUGCUGAUGCGGAGACGUGGCGACUACCGGCUGCGAAGGACGCGUUGCACUGCCUGUCGGAACAGCAAGUGAGUCGGAAGCAAGUCUGGACGGUACUGGUUGAGCAAGACGACACGAUGGUUGAAGUUCUCCAGAACCUUACACGGAUGACAACGUGUGCAAGUCACCCCGUCCUUGCUCAAUCGUACCCGUCAGUUGCUACUUACCUAGCGGCAGAAUUCGACCCGGACCUGCUGUUUGCGGAUCUAGUAGAGACGCUUGGAUGGGACCAUUCAGUGCUGCUUGACCUCCUCGUGUCCGAUGAAACGCAAAUGCUCAGGUACAUCGUGCAAUACUUGCGACGUCUCAACACACAGUGGAGGACGAGUAAGCAAAAGCUGCAGGCUUGUCAGCGACUGGAAGGUGUGAUGAGCGUGCUCAUCCGACUGCGACUUGACAUCGAUCGACUUGCUGCUGCUGAUUUAUUCCCCUAUCGUGCUGGACCUCUCACGAGGCGGUUGGUGGCAAUCGAACAGCUUUACGAAGAAACAAAGUGA
Hyaloperonospora brassicae is the source of this 1509-nucleotide messenger RNA. NCBI's taxonomy places the organism in Eukaryota, Oomycota, Peronosporomycetes, Peronosporales, Peronosporaceae. The record is from the annotation of a GenBank genome assembly.